Lemur catta (Ring-tailed lemur) is the source of this 1717-nucleotide messenger RNA. It is a transcript of the gene PSRC1, whose product is annotated as proline and serine rich coiled-coil 1. Gene Ontology annotation, biological process: mitotic metaphase chromosome alignment. Gene Ontology annotation, cellular component: spindle microtubule; spindle pole; microtubule cytoskeleton. The transcript is spliced from 8 exons. Bases 151 to 1131 code for a protein of 326 amino acids. Lineage: Eukaryota; Metazoa; Chordata; Mammalia; Primates; Lemuridae. Gene Ontology annotation, molecular function: microtubule binding. The record is from RefSeq and is a predicted model, not a curated record.
GAUUCGAAAGGAGCCCCGCCCCCUGAAGGCCGAUUCCCGGGACCAGGUUGUGGGAGGAAAACCUCUUCUGUGGAAGAUAAGGCGGCUCGGGAAGUGGAAACUGAGGGUGGGCUACAGGUCUAAGCUGAUUCUUGUUCCUGCCGGCUGGACAUGGAGGAUUUGGAGGAAGAUGUAAAGUUUAUCGUGGAUGAGACCUUGGACUUCGGAGGGCUGUCACCAUCUGACAGUCGUGAGGAGGAAGACACAGCAGUGUCGGUGAGUCCAGAGAAACCACUCCGACGGGGCCUCUCCCACCGAAGUGACCCAAAUGCAGUGGCCCCUGCCUCCCAGGGUAUGAGGCUCAGCUUAGGCCCCCUCAGCCCAGAGAAGCUGGAGGAGAUCCUCGAUGAGGCCAACCGGCUGGCUGCUCAGCUGGAGCAGUGUGCUCUGCAGGAGCGGGAGAGCGCAGGUGAGGACCCAGCACCUCGCCGCCAAGUGAAGCCCAGCCCUCGGCGGGAGACCUUUGUACUGAAGGACAGCCCUGUCCGAGAUCUGCUGCCCACUGUGAACUCUUUGGCUCGGAGCAACCCCUCCCCAAGCAGCCUGACACCUCGACUCCGGAGCAGCGAUAGGAAGGGGUCUGUCAGGGCUCUUCGGACAACAUCUGGAAAAAGGCCCUCCAGCAUGAAGAGGGAGUCACCCACUUGCAAUCUGUUCCUUGCGUCCAAAAGCCCAGCAUCUUCUCCUCUUGCCCGAUCAACUCCUCCAAUCUGGAAGAAAGCUGGGCCCAGUGGGAGAGCAGCAGCAAGCCCACCUACUCCUGUCAGACCCAGCCUGGCCCCACAGCCUUCUACCAGCAACUCUCAACGUCUGCCCUGGCCAAAGGGAGCAGCUGCUAAAUCUUCCAGUCAACUGCCUCCGUCAGCCAUCCCUAGGCCUGCUGGCCGAAUGCCACUUACCAGCCGGAGUGUACCACCCAGCAAAGGUGCCCUACCUCCAGACUCUCUGUCAACUCGGAAAGGGCUUCCAAGACCAAGUGUUGCAGGGCAGAGAGUUCCUGUUUCCCAGCGACCAAAUCUUCCUGUCAUGGGUGCUACUCGAAGCAGUCUGCAGCCCCCCAGGAAGGUUGCAGUCCCAGGACCUACCAGGUAAAGAGAUCAGGACAGCAAGCAAGAAUUCAGUAGCAAACCACUACAGUCACUGCCUGGACUCGCCUCCACCCAGCAGGCCCUGCCUCCAGCAAAUUCUGGCCUGAGGACAGGAGGAAGAGAUGCUGCCAGAGCUGGUCCCCCAGGAGUAGAGACCCUGGGAGUUGGGGUGGAUUAGGGUUGAGCUGGAGAAGACUUAAACUCUCUGGGUUGAAAGAAGAUUAGGGAAAAAGAGGUCACCUUCCAGCAGGGAAAUUAGCAAACAGAAAAUGAGAAAUGCAGGCAAGUGGCUUGUCCUCAUCCACCCCUACUUUUGUGGCCAGCCCCAGGGAGUUUGAUCUUCUUCCCAGGCAUUGGUUCACUGGACAUUUACAUGUGAAUGGCCUCUGUGGCUAACCUCCCUGCUCUCUGAGGAGCCCUCUUCCUGAAUCAUCCUCUACACUGGACUCAGGCCCAUUUAGAGAGGCAGAAACAGGCAUUUGAUCUCCAGAACUUGUUUCCUGUGAAUUCUGUGACCCUUAACAGGCCAGUCUGUGAUAAGCUUACUCCAUCAGUCUUCCUUUUUCUAAAAUAAAAUGAAUGUAUUUUUA